ACUGGGGACACUGGGGACAUUGGGGACACUGGGGACUUUGGGGACAUUGGGGACACUGGGGACACUGGGGACACCCCCAGCGCCGUUGGCCCCACAGCCGCAGCGCCGCCCCUCGACCUGUGGGGCAGAAGCGGCGCGGUGACAACGGGGCGCACCUUGGGGUGGGGCGGGGUGGGGGGGCGGGGCUGCGCGUUGUGCAACCCGUGUUGGGGGGGCACGUCGAGCCCCACCCCUCGCCCCCCCCCCGGCCCCAUAAAUACCCCCGGGGGGGCGGAGGGGCCGUAAUCGCCGCCCGCCAUGGAGGUGACGCUGCUGCUGUUCCUGGGGCUCUCCCUCAUCCUCCUCCUCGCGGUCCGCGGGCGGCGGGGGUCCGGGGGGGGCCGCCUCCCCCCAGGUCCGACCCCGCUGCCCCUCAUCGGGAACCUCCUGCAGAUCUCCCCAUCCCAAACCCUCAAAUCUUUCCUUAAGUUACGGGAUCGCUACGGCCCGGUGUUCACGGUCUACCUGGGCACGCGGCGGGUGGUCGUGCUGUGCGGCCACCAGGCGGUGCACGAGGCGCUGGUGGAGCGGGCGGAGGAGUUCGCGGGGCGGGGGAGGAUGCCGACCGUGGAGAGAACGUUCCAUGGGCACGGUGAGGGGGGGGCGUGGGGGCGGCCGCGUGGGGUCACCCGAGUGCCGGGACGUCCCGCCCACCCAGCGCCCCCAGCCCCAACCUCGAUCCCCCGCUCCGACCCUCACCCCGAAAUCCCCCUCCCGUGCCCCCCCAGCCCA
Messenger RNA from Phasianus colchicus (ring-necked pheasant), 771 nucleotides. Lineage: Eukaryota; Metazoa; Chordata; Aves; Galliformes; Phasianidae. The record is from RefSeq and is a predicted model, not a curated record.